UUUGCCAACAGCAGCUGCUACUUACUUCCAGUGUGACUCAUAGUUCUUUGUAGCACUGCACUCGAGAGUCAACGACUAGGGCAAAAUCUAUAUUUCAUUGAUGAGUCAAGCAGACUCCGUGGGGCUUGGAGAGUUGUCUAUUAUUACCGGUGGAACCAUGUACACAAUCGUGAAGAAGCUGCUGUUCACGGACUGUCGCUGCGCAGGAGAUGCGACGAAAACGUACGAGGAGCUGUUCGCCAGGCUGGACACCAACAAUGACGGGAAGGUGGAUGUGGCGGAGCUGAAGGCAGGCCUGGCUGCCAUGGGCAUCAAGACGGAGAACCAAGCAGCCCAGAAAAUCAUCUCUGCGGGGGACAAAAACAAAGACGACUUCCUCGACUUCAGCGAGUUUUCAAGGUACCUCAAGGACCACGAGAAGAAGAUAAAGCUGGUCUUCAAAAGCUUGGACAAAAACAAAGAUGGUGAAAUAAACUUAGCAGAGAUUAAGCAAUCACUGGCAGACCUUGGAUUGAACAUCAGCACGGAGGAAGCAAAGACCAUCCUUCAGAGCAUCGAUGCGGACGGCACCAUGUCUGUGGACUGGAAUGAAUGGAGGGACCACUUCCUGUUCAACCCGGUCAACAACCUGCAGGAGAUUAUCCGCUACUGGAAGCACUCCACGGUUCUGGAUAUCGGCGACAGCCUCUCCAUCCCAGAUGAGUUCACAGAAGAGGAGAAAAUCACAGGCAUGUGGUGGAAGCAGCUGAUGGCGGGUGCUGCAGCAGGCGCCGUGUCCCGCACAGGGACCGCCCCUCUGGACAGAAUGAAGGUCUUCAUGCAGGUCCAUGCUUCAAAGAGUAAUAAAAUUAGCAUGGUGAACGGUUUUAAGCAAAUGUUAAAGGAAGGAGGCGUGACGUCUUUGUGGAGAGGAAACGGUGUAAACGUCUUAAAGAUCGCCCCAGAGACGGCCAUUAAAUUCAUGGCUUAUGAGCAGUAUAAGAAGCUGCUGUCCAGCAACUCCGGGAAGGUCCAGACACACGAGAGGUUCAUAGCAGGAUCGCUGGCUGGAGCCACGGCACAAACAGCCAUCUACCCUAUGGAGGUGAUGAAAACCCGGCUGACGCUGAGGAAAACUGGACAAUAUUCAGGAAUGUUUGACUGUGCCAAGAAAAUCCUGAAAAAGGAGGGAGUGAAAGCGUUCUACAAAGGCUAUAUUCCCAAUAUUCUGGGCAUCAUCCCUUACGCUGGGAUAGAUCUGGCGGUGUAUGAGAGCUUGAAGAAUUUCUGGUUGUCCAAACAUGCCAAAGACACAGCAAACCCAGGUGUUCUGGUGCUGUUGGGCUGUGGUACCAUCUCCAGCACCUGUGGCCAGCUGGCCAGCUACCCCCUGGCUCUGAUCCGAACCCGCAUGCAGGCAGCAGCGUCCUUGGAGGGCUCGGAGCAGCUGUCCAUGGGCUCCAUGGUGAAACAGAUCCUGGCCAAGGACGGCUUCUUUGGACUCUAUCGUGGCAUCCUGCCCAACUUCAUGAAAGUCAUUCCUGCAGUCAGCAUCAGCUAUGUGGUGUACGAGUACAUGCGGUCAGGCCUAGGAAUCCAGAAGUAGGCGGCAAAUCUGUCCUCUUCUAAUCGUUGAUGGCCAAAUUCCCCUCUUACACCUGGCGUUUAGAAAUAGUUUACCUGGUGCUCAUCCAAGUGUGCAGUUGGAACCACUGGGGGGAUUUUAAAGUCUCUUCAGCGAAGAUUGGAAAGAAAUCUGCAAACGUUUCACAACAGCACUUCAGAAUGCAUGUUUUCAAUCCGCUUGUGUUUACAAUAUGAUGACAGCUUUAAGUGCACUGACACACUUUGUGUUAACUGCUUUUUCAGUGUCCGAAACCUUUAAAGUGGGAAGUUUCUGUGGGGUUUAAUAGUUGUUUUUGGCAGAAAUUGUAUAUUUUAUUUCUUUUCAUUAGAAUCCAGUCAAGUGACAGACAUCUGUCACAUUUACUUCUAAUCUGAAGCAAAAAAAAAAAAAGCACCUUGUUGGACCAGUUUUCCUUCCAAUUGGAAGCUAUCACUAUCACAGCAGAUCACAAACUCUAGCGUCUCAUUUUUCCUUUUUUUGUAAUAGUAGCACCUUGAAGUCUAUGCAACAUGUCAUACCCCCGCAGGGAAGCAUAAAACGGAGAAACCUGAGACAUCGUUGAAGUGCAAUACUGUAUUUUUCAAAUUGUGUAAAAAAACACUUUGGUUGCAGAAAGACCUCUGAGUCUUUCAUGAAGAUCUUGUCUAUCAGUUAUUAGCAAACCUCUAAACUGAGGCUGUUUAGGGAAAAAACAAACGUGCCUUAUGUGCCUCUUUGACAUCUUAAUUGCUCCAUCCAUCUUUUUCUCUUGCCUUUCUUUCCAAUAUUUGAAUUAUAGAAGCCAUUGUUUACAUAAAUAAAGCCUCUUAUAAUGAGA
Molecule: messenger RNA, 2423 nt
Organism: Oryzias latipes (Japanese medaka)
Lineage: Eukaryota; Metazoa; Chordata; Actinopteri; Beloniformes; Adrianichthyidae
Gene: slc25a24
Product: solute carrier family 25 member 24
Biological process (GO): transmembrane transport
Cellular component (GO): mitochondrial inner membrane
Molecular function (GO): calcium ion binding
Source: RefSeq, a predicted model, not a curated record